Molecule: messenger RNA, 2208 nt
Organism: Hydractinia symbiolongicarpus
Lineage: Eukaryota; Metazoa; Cnidaria; Hydrozoa; Anthoathecata; Hydractiniidae
Product: 50S ribosomal protein L9-like
Exons: 2
Coding region: 71-718 (215 amino acids)
Biological process (GO): translation
Cellular component (GO): ribosome; mitochondrion
Molecular function (GO): structural constituent of ribosome
Source: RefSeq, a predicted model, not a curated record
GUAAAAAAAUUUUUGAUAUGAAAUUGCUUUUCGCUGCAUUUAUUUUUAGAAAUAAAGUAAAAACAACAAGAUGCUCAGAUCUUUAGCUGGUGCAGUAAAAUGUGUGUUGGAACCAUCUGUUUUAAUACAAAGCAGAAAUUAUGCUAUUGCCAAACGAAAGUUAAUCAGAAAAGAAUAUUUUGUCUACAAACCAAAAAUGAAAUCCAGAUAUAAAGGCAACCCCUUUCCUAGGUUGAAGUUGAUCUUGCUAGAAGAUGUCGAAAACAUUGGUAUGAAAGGAGAUUUAGUUGAAGUUAAGCGAGGCAGAGGUAGACUUGAUUUAAUACCAAAUAAAUUGGCUGUAUACGCCACUGAGGAAAACUUGAACAAAUUUGGUAUAGAUCCCGAAAAAAUCGCUGUUAGCACGCCCAAGGUGCCUCAAAACGUAUUAAAAUAUCUGAAAAAAAGCCAGGUGAAUUUAGUGACGCCGUUACUUGAAAACAUUCAUGAAGAGACCCGUGAUAGCUGGAUAAUAACAAAACACGAUAUAGCGGAGUAUUUUCAUCGGCAUUCUAAUUUACAAGUACCUGUCAGCUGUAUGAAUGUCGUUGACUGUGACGACGACAUCAUAAAGGAAACGGGAAGUUAUGUCGUAGAAAUCACUAUUAAUGACAGCGUGACUGUUCCAGUUGCGUUGAAUGUAACACCUAGGGAAAAAGAAUUAGAAGGCCUGGAUUAAUAUGUUUACAGUUUAUUUAGUUUUGAUAAAUAUAUUUUUACAUAACAUCUGUAUGAAAAAGCUUCCGUCCUUUUUUUGUAAUUUUUACGUAAAAAAUAAUUCGCGCAAAAUUAGACAAAAAUUUGACAAAGUUUUUUUAAGCAACUAAGUAAGAGCGUACCACUUGAAGCUGUUUACUGUUCAACACUAAAAGUAACAGUUGUUUAUGAGAAGUUUACUAUCUUACUUUGCUAAAAUAUAUCAAAAGUUAAGAAUUACAACCCCAGUACAAGUUGCUUAUUGGUAGGUUGCUUCUUAAGUAAAAAGUAUUGGCUUUCAGAAGUUUAGAAAGCUCCCACCAUUAGGGACAUAAUAAAAGGAAGAUUAAUUUUUAAGGGCGUUGCUUUUUUUCACAUGAUUUGUUCUUUUUUUUACCUGGCAAGGUCUUUUAUAUUGUAGAAGGAAAUAAAAAUACCGAUAGCACACUACGUGCAUAUAAAUGACACCCAAUAUGGAUGUCAGCUAUGUUUGACGUUCGACACUUCAACUAACAAAGCGAUGGACACUUCAACUAACAAAGCGAUGGCAAGAUCUCCUUAGCCUUCAAUUUUUACUGCGAAACAGUAUCAUCGUCUGGGAAGACUUCCUGUAAAAAAAGUUUCAAUAUUCUUACAAUUUCCGCGCGUGCUUUUGCGCAUUCGAUCUGGGAACGAGGUUGGCUACUGUGUUAAACUGCAGGUUUAACCUUAGUGUAGGAGCACAUUUAAAACAAACUUUUGAAAUCAAAAAGAAAUGAUCAUUUUUUUUAGAAAGUAACAGAACAGGAAAGAAGUAACUUGUAAUUGAUGGUUGAUAAUAUUGUACAUGAAAAGGCGGAAAAAAAAUAGUUUGGAAAGUCUUACUACAGACAGAAAGUAGUUAUGAGAAACAUUGGUGGUCGUGGAAGCUUGCUAAGAAACUGUUAAAACUAAACCUUUCUCCAGGUUUCUUGCAAGCAUACCAGUGACUAUAAAACAGGGUUUUUUUCCUUCACGUGUUAUGGAAACAGCGGAUGUGUGAGGUGUAAGCAAAGCUAAGCAAAAAAACCAUAAAACAAUUUAAAGAAGCUGUUGUUAACAUGCGCUUAAACGACGGGCUCUCAGCGAAAAAUUCAUCCCAUCCUCUCAUGUGCAACCUCUAACCCCAACCAUAUAACCCCAAAAGAACACUAACUGAGUUGGUAUUCUCCUCUGGCUGUACUGUGUAUUUGUUGACGUCACUUGACCUGAGUUGUUUAUGCAUCACAAAGCAAAUUCACACUGUUAGUUAAAAUCCAUACCAUCGUAAAUACUCGAUUAAUUGUCAAAAAUUAUUUUAAGGGUGCGUGCUUAUUGAAAGGGUUUAUGUUAAAAUGAGGGGUGGUUGUGUAACAAAUUGAUGUUCGAAAAUAUUUUAACAAAGGAAAAACUUAUUAAAUGUUUUUUUUUGAAUUACAUAUAUUGUUGUUAGUCAAGCUAGUUAGGACGGUAGUC